UUUCCUACCCCUGCGCACACAUACUCUGACAUUCACACAUUUCAGAUACACACUCUGCUACAAAGACCUCACUUUCUCUGUCUGACACUGCUAAUUAUCCAAAUACCAAACACACACAUGCACACGGCGCACAUACACACACACUCUACUGUGUGUGUUCUUGCUCGAUGGUGUUCCAAUGAGGCGUUUCUUUGGGCUGGUGUUGGAGCGACUGGUGUUUGUGUCUAAAAACCUCAAACUAAGUCAAUGCAGGAAACAGAAGAAAAAGAAGAAGAAGAAGAAGGUCAGAACCACCAAAACCAAACCCUCGGUGAUCCUGACAGUUUACCUCAAUGACACGCAGCAAAUGCUAACUGAGGUCCCAGUUACUCCGGCAACCAGAGUGAUUGACGUGGUCGAGUACUGCAAAGAAGCCGGCGAGGGGGAGUGUCACCUGGCUGAAGUAUGGAAUGGACAUGAGCGCGUUCUCCCUCAGGAGGUGUUAUUGUUGGAUCUCCUCCAGCAGUGGGGAGCCAGGAGGCCAGAGGUCAGCUUCUACCUCAGACACUGCCCGUCCUGGACACAAGGAAGUCUGCAGCCUUUGGAGCAGAGCUGGACCACAGACGCAACAGAGAGUGCUAAUGACAGGGUUCCCCGUGUGGAGCUGACCCUCUCCGAGCUGCAGGAAAUGGCCACAAGACAACAGCAACAAAUUGAGGCUCAGCAACAGAUGUUGGUCGCCAAGGAGCAGAGACUGAGGUAUCUUCACCAGGGAGGCAGAUCUAACCAGGGACAGACACAGUCUGAGGCUGAGAAGCUGCAGCGACUGAAGGAACGAGUGGAGACUCAGGAGGCCAAGCUGAAGAAGAUCCGAGCCAUGAGGGGACAAGUGGACUACAGCAAGCUGAUCAACGGGAACCUCUCUGCAGAGAUCGACCAUGUCAGCAGUCUGUUCCAGGAAAAGCAGGCCGAGCUGCAGUCUGCUGUGGUCAGAGUCGACCAGUUGACGCAGCAGUUGGAGGAUUUAAGGAGAGGACGCCUCCAGCUGCACAAUGUUGCACCAGCACAGGGGGGAACCACUGUAUCCCAGGGGGCACCCACAGGUCAGAAAGGAUCCCCCCUGUCUGGUCCAGCAGCCCUAGAACUGAGGAAACUCUACCAGGAGCUGCAGGCACGUAACCGUCACAACCUGGAGCAGAGCAGCAAGUUGGCUCAAAACAAGGAACUGCUGAACAAGAGGAACGCCCAGGUGACAGUGAUGGACCAAAGGAUUGGAGACCUGAGAGAACGGCUGCACAAGAAGAGAGCAGAGCUCAGUCGUAUGAACGGAGGAGGCCUGCCCUCUCCUCAGACUGCCUCUCACCCAGGAGGUGGAGUCUCAGGACGGGUAGCGGCUGUCUGUCCCUACAUCCAGGUCCCAGCGGAGGGGAGACAGGAGGCGGGCUACCCCCUGCCCACUGACCCACCUCCCAAACCCACCCCGCUCAGCCACAUCCGCUCCCUCUCAGAGGAGGAAAGGAGUGGCAUCAGGAAGCCUCCCAGCCAAUGGAAAGUGUCAGAUUUAGACAUCGUCCUGUCAGAGCCCACAGAGACGUGGGAGGGACCUCGGUCCCCUCAGGCGGGCGACAGUAACAACACUAAUGAAGCGUCAUGGCCUAGCAUCAGUAAGAGUGUGUCAGAUUGGAGGACCAACAGCCCAGAACAGCUUCCCUCUGGUUAUGGUACCUACCCCAGUGCCACCCACCAGGCGGCAGGGCACCACUGUGCCACCAGCUCCCUGCCCCGCUCUGCCCCUGGUACACUGGGCUGGCCCCGAUCCAGCCCUGCAAAUGCCACCUCAUCCUCCGCUUCGUCAUCCUCCUCUUCACAACAAAUACAGCAACGGAUUUCUGUCCCACCAAAUUCAAGCCAAGGCUCCACCUCCCAGCCAUCUCCCUUGUCCCCACAAACAGAGAGAACAGAUCCCCCUCCAGCAGUGGCCGUGCGUCCCUACGUCCCAGACCACCCCUCCAGGCCCCAGUCACCCAGGAAGGGCCCCGCCACCAUGAACAGCAGCUCCAUCUACAGCAUGUACCUCCAGCAGCCUCAGGCCAAAAACUAUGGAUCUCUCAGCAACAGGACCACCGUCAAAGCAGUCUAUGGUAAACCCAUCCUCCCCACCUCCUCUUCCUCUCCGUCCCCUGUCCCUUUCCUCCAGGGAGGAGGAGGAGUAAGAGCAGGAGGAGAGGAUGUUACAGAUAAAGACGGAGGGAGAGGAGGAGGCGAGAGCAGCGAGGGGCAAAUUCUCCCACCCCCCACUGUGGACAACAUCCCUCGUCCCCUCAGUCCCACUAAGCUCACCCCAGUUGCUCACUCCCAGCUACGCUACCAGAGCGAUGCCGACCUUGAGGUUCUCCGCAGGCGUCUCAGCAAUGCUCCACGACCCCUAAAAAAACGCAGCUCCAUCACUGAACCUGAGGGCCCACAGGGGCCAAACAUCCAAAAACUAUUGUACCAGAGGUUCAACACUUUGGCGGGAGGCAUGGAAGGAGUCUCAGGCAACACCUUCUACCAACCUGACUGCCUUUUGGGUGAAAUGGACAACAUCCAUUCAGCAAAUGGGAAUGUAGAACCUAGCGACAAGCAAGCCAGUGUGGCUACUGCAGAGGGCGAAGUUCAAAACCUGAACUCGGGCUCCCGACGCUUGUCUCCUCCUUCUGUUGCCAUAGAAACACCCAAAGAAACAACAGCAAAAACAGAAAGUACCAAUAAUGUGUCUCCACCACCCCAAACCAGCCCAUCCCCUGUACCUGAUAGGCCAGAGGACCAGAACAAUAACAACCAGAGAGGAUCAAGUCCCGGACACAACUCUGUAGGCCACGCCUCCCCUUCACCAUCACCUCCUGCCCCUCCUUCACAGCCUAAGGUGAAGAGAACAAACCUGAAGAAGCCAGCAUCUGAGCGAACAGGCCACGGUCUGAGAGUGAAGUUUAACCCUCUCGCUCUGCUGCUGGAUGCAUCAUUAGAGGGCGAGUUUGAUCUGGUGCAGAGGAUUAUAUAUGAGGUGGAAAAUCCCAGCAUGCCUAACGAUGAAGGCAUAACUCCUCUCCAUAACGCUGUCUGCGCCGGCCAUCACCACAUUGUGAAGUUCCUGCUGGACUUCGGAGUGAAUGUAAACGCAGCCGACAGUGACGGAUGGACCCCUCUGCACUGUGCAGCUUCAUGUAACAGUGUGCACCUCUGUAAGAUGCUGGUGGAGUCAGGCGCCGCAAUUUUUGCCACAACGAUAAGUGACGUGGAAACAGCAGCAGAUAAAUGUGAAGAAAUGGAGGAGGGCUACACACAGUGUUCUCAGUUCCUCUAUGGCGUACAAGAGAAGUUGGGUGUGAUGAACAAAGGCUUGGUGUACAGUCUGUGGGACUACGCGGCCCAGCAGCCCGAUGAGCUGUCCUUCAGCGAGGGUGACGCCCUCACUGUGCUGCGUCGGCGUGACGACACUGAGACGGAGUGGUGGUGGGCACGACUAAACGAUCGUGAAGGAUAUGUACCAAGAAACCUGCUGGGGCUGUAUCCAAGGAUCAAACCCAGACAACGCUCGCUGGCGUAAAGCCCAGACCAGGAGCCACGUGCACGCUCGCAGAGGGCGCGUGCACACAGAGAAGAAGAGGAGCAGCAGCAGGAUGUGGGCGAAAUUGUUAGUAGAGAGAGAGAGAGAGAGAAACAAAGGAUGGAGGUAGUCGGGAGGCAGGAAGACGAGCUCACACAACUCUGAUGAAGCAACUUUUUUUUCCUGUUCUGUUUGGAUGCGAUGCUGGAACCACGGAGCCAUGUUACGGUAGAAGCCUAAUAUAUU
Molecule: messenger RNA, 3811 nt
Organism: Plectropomus leopardus (leopard coralgrouper)
Lineage: Eukaryota; Metazoa; Chordata; Actinopteri; Perciformes; Serranidae
Product: apoptosis-stimulating of p53 protein 1-like
Biological process (GO): regulation of apoptotic process
Cellular component (GO): nucleus
Molecular function (GO): p53 binding
Source: RefSeq, a predicted model, not a curated record